CUUCAGUGGUGUCUCCAUUUAAACAGUCUAUGAUUGUUGAAGCACUAGCCAUCGUUUGACUGUCCAAAUCAUGACAGGCCAACAAUCCUACCACACAUGGAUUAGGGGCUCUCAAAUUCAUAGAUAAUUUGAGAGUCUCAAAUUCUCAAAUCCUCACCUUUCAACUAAUCUAACGAUAAAUACACAACCAUGUGUUCCUUCCAAUUUUACGUUUCUUUUUCCAGUUACGAUUUUCAAAUUUCAAAACAACAUUUGUUCUGUCGAAAUAGCAGUUCCUUCUCUCAUCUCCAUUUCUCGAGUUCCUGGUCAGGGGUUUCAAUCCAAAGCUAUUUUCCUCUAAUAUAAGAUUGCUCUCUCUUCUGGGUGUGGCUUGCAAUCCAUGUUACUGGUUCUCUUUCAGUUUUAUUUCUCCUCCCUGCGUAUCGGUGUGGUGUUUUAGUGUUGGCAGGUUUCUUUUAUUCUCUUUGUUCUUGCUUUUAUUGGGCACUUAUAUGGGUGUGAAUGCACACAAAGUGUUUGAUAAAAGUCCCCACCAAUUUGCAUUGGCACAAACCCUUUUAAAGUAUGAUAUAUGUUAAUCUGGAUAAUCUUGUUUCUAAUGUCAAAAGAAUUAUUUUGGAGCAUAUGAGUGCUUGGAAUGGUAAGAAUCUGAUUAGCAAGUAACAUAGCGUGAUCUACAUGGGAUGGGAGGGGCUGAAAUGAUUCCAAUCAAUUCCACCCAUCAUAGCCGUUGGUUGCACUUGAUUGAUAAUGUAAUUAAGUGCAAUCAAUGAUGAUGCAAUGAUUCUGAUGGGUAGAAUUAGUUGGAAUCAUCUAUUACUAUAAGGGCUAAAAAGGCAUUUUUAAUUUAUAUAAGAGCUUAUUUUUAACAAAUAAAAAUAAAAAUAGAGAGGCUAAAAAGACACUUUUACCAAGGUAAAGGGUCCUUUUAGAUCUUAUCCCUAUUAUGUACUCUGUUGAAACGUAAGAGAAGAAGUGGACAUCAUCACAUGCACAAAAUAAAUGGAAAAGAGUAAACCUUUCAAGUCCAUGCAUUAAAUUUCCCUUUCAAGUUCGUUCAUUACUGACCAAUUCCUCAAAUUCGUAAUCAUCCACCAUGUCUGCAUUGCAUAAAUGAAACCCACCACGCAAACCAUCUAUUGAUUCCUUCUCUUCAAUGUUCUUUCAAGAUCUGAACAAAAAAGUUCUCUGCUUUGCCAAUAAAGAUGAAGUUCGGCAAGGAAUUCGCAGCACAGAUGAUACAAGAGUGGCAAGAAGCGUACAUGGACUACCGCCAUCUCAAAAAAGUAUUGAAAGACAUACUACAUUUCAGGAAGAAACACUCGUCACCAUCACCAACAGCAGCAACAACUUCCAAAGGAAAAUUGAAGAGAAGGGUUUCACUCUACAGAACCUUUAGUGGUCUAACAAGCAGAAUUAAUGGAAGAUCUCCCAAGGGAAAUGAAGAUGAAGUGAUACUAGUUAGUGCUGUUCAAGGUGAAGGGAUUGAUUCAACCCAUUACCAGACAAUGUUUUUAAUGUCGGCAGGCGAUGAAGGAGAGAAUGAGCUUCUGUUCUUUAGAAGGCUUGAUGUUGAGUUCAAUAAGGUACUUGAUUUCUAUAAGAAGAAAGUGGAGGAAGCGAUGGGAGAGGCUCGUGAGUUGAGUGAACAAAUGAAUGCUUUGAUUGCUUUUCGGAUUAAGGUCGAUGAUCCUGUCUUUCGAGGGGCUAAGAUGACCAAUCUGGCAAACAAUGGCGUUCUGGGUUCUGAUCAUCCUUCAAGAACAGGGCAAUCAAAUAUGGAGACAAUUCAGGAAGUUGAGAUGAGCAGUGAAAGUGUUUCAGAAGAAGGAGAACAGAGAAUAAGCAAGAGUGAUCAUAUCCAGGGCUUUAGACCAGCUCCACUAGAAGUACUUGAUCAUGUGAAGAUUAAUAUAAGCCCUGAUACGCCAGUAUCGACUGUGAAAACUAUCCUAAAUUGCUUCAAUUCGGGCGUGUCGUACAGCAAGAAAGAGUUGAAGAUGGUGGAGUCAAUAAUGAUGCGAGCUCUUGUCGAAUUCUAUCAAAAGCUUCUGUCUUUGAAAAGCUACUGCUUCUUGAAUCAAUUGGCAUUCUCCAAGAUCAUGAAGAAGUAUGACAAGAUAACUUCAAGGAAUGCUUCGAAGGAGUACUUACGGAUGGUUGACAAUUCAUAUCUUAGCCGCUCUGAUGAGAUUACUAAGCUCAUGGAAAGAGUAGAGGUUACAUUCGUUAAACACUUUGCGAGUGGAAAUCGUCGAAAAGGAAUGGCCAUAUUAAGACCAAACGCCAGAAGAGAAAGGCAUAAAACUACUUAUUUCUUUGGAUUCUUUUCUGGCGGCGCAAUAGCACUCAUUGUGGCCAUUUUUGUUCUUUUACAUGCCAGAGAUGUCUUCCAGAGUGCAGGACGUACACAGUACAUGGACAACAUAUUCCCUCUUUACAGUUUGUUCGGAUUCAUUGCCUUGCAUAUGGUGAUGUAUGCUGGAAAUGUGUACUUUUGGAAGCGUUAUAGGGUCAAUUAUUCCUUCAUUUUCGGGUUCAAGCAAGGAACUGAGUUGGGUUAUAGAGAAGUAUUACUUCUAAGUUCAGGCCUUGUAGUACUUACAUUUGCUGGAGUUCUGUCAAACCUGGACAUGGAGAUGGAUCCAAGAACAGAAAGUUUCAUGGCAGCAACUGAGUUAGUUCCUCUUGGACUGCUCACUCUUGUUCUUCUGAUAACAUUCUGCCCGUUCAACAUCAUAUAUUGUUCAAGUCGCUUCUUCCUUAUCCGCAGUGCAUUUCAUUGCAUUUGUGCUCCUUUUUACAAGGUCACUCUCCCGGAUUUUUUCCUUGCAGAUCAGCUUACUAGCCAAGUACAAGCUUUCAGAAGUUUGGAAUUCUAUAUUUGCUACUAUGGUUGGGGGGAUUUCAUGAGGAGGUCAAACACAUGUCAAGCAAGCGAUAUUUACGAGGCCUUCAAUUAUGUCGUAACAAUUAUUCCAUACUGGCUUCGUUUCCUCCAGUGUUUUCGACGUUUACUCGAAGAGAAAGAAAGAAUGCAUGCACUAAAUGGGCUGAAAUACAUGUCAACAAUCAUCGCAGUCGCUGCCAAAACAGGUUACGAAUUGAACAAAACAAUGACUUGGAAAACCACGGCCAUAGUCACUUGUGGUGUUGCAACAGUUGUCAACACAUAUUGGGACAUAGUCAUAGACUGGGGUCUUCUACAAAGAAAUUCAAGAAAUCCAUGGCUUAGAGACAAGCUCCUUGUACCAAAUAAAAUUGUCUACUUUGUAGCUAUGGUGUUAAAUGUCGUACUAAGGCUUGCCUGGAUGCAGACCGUGUUAGGCUUCACAGAAGCACCUUUUCUACACAGAACAGCCUUGAUUGCAAUAGUUGCAAGCUUGGAGAUCAUUCGCCGCGGCCUCUGGAAUUUCUUCAGGUUGGAGAAUGAGCACUUGAAUAAUGUGGGGAAGUAUAGAGCUUUCAAGUCAGUACCACUACCUUUCAACUAUGAUGACCGUGAAGAUAAGAUGUAGAAUUGUUUGAGACCAAAAUAGUAUUUUUUUUUUUUAAUGAAUUUAUGUGCACAGAUGUUUAUUAUAGCAAAUUCUCAAUUUGCUACAAUCAUGCUUAUAAUUUAGAAACCCAAAAUAACAAUCCAGAGGUGGUUUGAUUGACAAUCGGUUGGGUUAAACAUAUAUGU
Molecule: messenger RNA, 3685 nt
Organism: Tripterygium wilfordii
Lineage: Eukaryota; Viridiplantae; Streptophyta; Magnoliopsida; Celastrales; Celastraceae
Product: phosphate transporter PHO1 homolog 9-like
Exons: 13
Coding region: 1206-3518 (770 amino acids)
Biological process (GO): phosphate ion transport; cellular response to phosphate starvation
Cellular component (GO): Golgi apparatus; plasma membrane; cytoplasm
Molecular function (GO): inositol hexakisphosphate binding
Source: RefSeq, a predicted model, not a curated record